Molecule: messenger RNA, 408 nt
Organism: Oryza brachyantha (malo sina)
Lineage: Eukaryota; Viridiplantae; Streptophyta; Magnoliopsida; Poales; Poaceae
Exons: 3
Coding region: 1-408 (135 amino acids)
Source: RefSeq, a predicted model, not a curated record
AUGGGUAGAAACAACUUCAGCGAGGGGAACUCAUCAGAGGAAACAAAGGAUUCGUGUGAGAACAUGAAGGGAAAACAAGAAGAUAGUGUUGUGCAGACAACUAAGAGUGAGCAUGUUGAACCUUCCGAGCAAGAAUCCUCAAACAUGCCAGUGUCAGAUCUAGGAAAGAAAGAAACACCAGAUGUAGUAGAAACUCUAGCUAUGAGUGUCGAGGAUGUACCCGAGGAAGGAGAAAUUGUUGAAACAAAAUCCAAGAGUGCCAUGAACAAGAAAAGGAAUAUUGGAAAGAGGACACGACAAAAUAACAAUGGGAUUCAAGGUAAGGGCCUACUCAGUAUCCAAGGGGAAGGGGGCCAACUAGAGGCAAUCUUCCAUAUGGUUUUGUGUAAGUGUUAUUGGAUGAUGUGA